CCUUAUUAAGGAAAUGGAAAGCCGCCCUCCUUGUGUAUGUGUGAAGGUGUGGGCGCGGAAUUUAGGGUUUCACGGGGAUUUUGUCCGAUCGGCCAUCGCCAUAUUCCGACUCUUCCUCGCAUCGGCCCCUCGCAAGGAGAGCGCUCGAUCAUCGCAUGUGUCUGGAACUCGGACUUUGCCAACAUUUUGUUCGUGUGGACAGCAUUUGAGAAACGGUGCAUUGAGUUGCGGUACAGGUCUAAGCGAUCGGCCAUGGCAGCGACGAUCGCACGAGCUCGGCGUUCGCAUUCGUUACUGAAGCUUGUGUUGCCUCAAAGCUCCAUCUGCACGCACCACUUGUGUGGAUUUGCAUCGUCAAGCGCCACCGAGAGCCGCCGCCAUGCAUUGGAAUCGCCUGCUAGGUCCCAGGAGCUGACGCUAUGGAGGAAUUAUUUGAAGGGGCUGGUGUCUGUUCGCACGCUGGCUACCUUCACCCGAAAUAAGCCGCACAUGAAUAUCGGAACAAUUGGACAUGUGGACCAUGGAAAGACCACUCUUACGGCAGCGAUUACCAAGGUUUUAGCUGACGAAGGUAUGGCUAAGUCAAUCGCAUUUGAUGAGAUCGACAAAGCUCCAGAAGAAAAGCAGCGUGGUAUCACUAUUGCUACUGCUCAUGUGGAGUAUGAAACUGAAAAUCGGCACUAUGCCCAUGUCGAUUGUCCAGGACAUGCUGAUUAUGUUAAGAACAUGAUCACAGGUGCUGCACAAAUGGAUGGAGGUAUUCUGGUGGUUUCAGCUCCAGAUGGGCCUAUGCCUCAGACCAAAGAGCAUAUACUGUUAGCUCGACAGGUCGGAGUUCCAUCUUUGGUAGUUUUCUUGAAUAAAGUGGAUGUUGUGGAAGACGAGGAGUUGUUGGAGCUAGUGGAGAUGGAGUUGCGGGAGUUGCUGUCAUUUUACAAGUUUCCAGGAGACGAUAUUCCCAUCGUUAGAGGUUCUGCUCUCGCUGCACUGCAGGGAACGAAUCCGGAGCUUGGAAAGAACUCGAUUCUGAAAUUGAUGGAAGCUGUUGACUCUUACAUUCCUGAGCCCAAGCGCAACCUCGACAAACCCUUCCUCAUGCCAAUUGAGGAUGUUUUCUCCAUUCAGGGUCGUGGAACUGUGGUGACUGGACGUGUGGAACAAGGUAUCGUUAAAGUUGGUGAAGAGGUGGAAGUUGUUGGACUACGCACGGGCCCCAAUCUGAAGACAACUGUUACCGGUGUGGAGAUGUUCAAGAAGCAAUUGGAUCAAGGCCAGGCAGGAGACAAUGUUGGUCUUCUAAUUCGUGGUCUUAAGAGAGACGAAGUGCAGCGUGGGCAGGUCAUUUGCAAGCCCGGCACUGUCAAGACCAACACCAAGUUCGAAGCAGAAGUUUACAUUCUUACCAAGGAAGAGGGAGGGAGACACACUGCUUUCUUCUCCAACUACAGACCUCAGUUCUACUUGCGUACUGCUGAUGUGACUGGAAAGGUUGAACUUCCAGAGCAUAUCAAGAUGGUUAUGCCUGGAGACAAUUUAACUGCUCAGUUCGAACUAAUCAUUCCUUGCCCUCUUGAACACGGACAACGGUUUGCCCUUCGAGAAGGAGGAAGGACAGUCGGUGCAGGCGUUAUUUCUAAGCUAUUGGGUUAAACACGUGGAUUUAGUUGAAAGAUUUAGGCAAUAGUGUAGCUCUUUGCAAGAGACCGUGUUAGUAGAUUCAGGGGUUCCUCUACCGUAAUCUUGUUAGAUACAAGUUUUGACACGCGAGUGUUAGGUUGAGAAGCACCAUGCUGCCAUUGCAAAUCGAUUUGGUAAUAAACAUCGCUGUGAUGCAGCUCAUCAUACAACAAAGAUUUCUACUCAA
This is a messenger RNA of Physcomitrium patens, 1864 nucleotides long. Its product is annotated as elongation factor Tu, mitochondrial. Gene Ontology annotation, molecular function: GTPase activity; GTP binding; translation elongation factor activity. Gene Ontology annotation, cellular component: mitochondrion. The record is from RefSeq and is a predicted model, not a curated record. NCBI's taxonomy places the organism in Eukaryota, Viridiplantae, Streptophyta, Bryopsida, Funariales, Funariaceae. Gene Ontology annotation, biological process: mitochondrial translational elongation.